AGCUCCACCGCCGCGUCCACUCCUCUCGGUGUCCCUUCAGCCCCGGUCGGACUCUCCAGGAGAGAGUUUGUGGCUGGGAAGCUCAGAUGAAACUGCGCCAAUCUCUCUGACUCACACCAUUCACCAGGACCUGAAGAUUAUCAGCAAUAUGGAAGCGGGGAGCAGCAUUUGCAGUGUGGAUAAACUGUACCCGUGUUCCGUGUGUGGAUGUGGAUUCGAACGAUUGUCCGACCUGCAGACUCACAAGUGUGACCAAACUGAAGAGAGGCCAUGUAGAUGUGGGGACUGCGGGAAGGGAUUCAGUCAUGCCUCUGAGCUGGAAACUCAUCGCUGCAGUCACAGCAGGGAGAGGCCGUUCAUCUGCCCCGAAUGUGGGAAGGGAUUCACACUGUCAUCCAGUCUGCGGAGACACCAGCGAGUUCACACUGGGGAGAGACCGUUCACCUGCUCCAUGUGUGGGAAGGGAUUCAUCCAGUCAUCUGACCUGCUUUCGCAUCAACGGGUUCACAGUGGGGAGAAACCAUUUACCUGCUCUCUGUGUGAGGAGGCAUUCACUCAUCCCUCCAACCUGCUGACGCACCAGCGAGUUCACACAGGGGAGAAUCCGUUCACCUGCUCUGAGUGUGGGAAAGGAUUCACUCAAGCCUCCAACAUGUUGAGACACCAGCGAGUACACACUGGGGAGAGGCCAUUCACUUGCUGUGUGUGUGGAAAGGGGUUCGCUGAGUCAGGAAGCUUGCUGGCACACCAGCGAGUUCACACUGGGGAGAGACCGUUUACGUGCUCCAUGUGCGGGAAAGGAUUCACUCUGUCAUCAUCCCUUCUCAGACAUCAGCGAGUUCACACUGGGGAGAGACCAUUCACCUGCUCCGAAUGUGGGAAGGGAUUUAAUCAGUCAACUGACCUGUUGACACACCAGCGAGUUCACAGUGGGGAGAGGCCAUUCACCUGCUCCAUGUGUGGGAAGGGAUUCACACAAGCUUCCAACCUGCUGAGCCACCAGCGAAUUCACACUGGGGAGAAUCCAUUCACCUGCUCCAUGUGUGGGAGGGGAUUCACUCAAGCUUCCAACCUCGUGAGCCACCAGCGAGUUCACACUGGGGAAAGGCCCUUCACCUGCUCUGCUUGUGGGAAGGGAUUCAGUCGAUCAUCCUACCUGGUGAAGCACCAGCAACUUCACAACUAACUGCACUGCUCCAAUUUUGCCUGCACUCACUUGGUAGAACAAAACUUGAAUAUUGCUGAGAAAAAGAGAGAUAUGCUGUCGAAGCUUUUCAUCUUGCACUCAUCAGGACGGAUGCAAGAAUGCUAAAUUUCAAAGGGAAGAACAAUAUGUACUGCAUCAGAAAAGGGUGCUGAUUGGUUGACAAGUUGACUCUGAUCAUUUGAGGCGUUGCCAUGGAGAAUUCACCGGGGAACUAUUAUCCCCCACACUUUUAUUUAAUUCAAAAAUGGUGCAAUGCCUGGACAGUGUCCUUCUGCCUGCUGAGGACAGAUCCCUGUGUCGGAACAUAUGUAGCUUCCAGCAAGCAUAAGUCAGCCACUUGGUGAGCUUGAUUGAUAAUCUUAAAUCGGUUGUUAGUGUAAUUCUGAGCACACCCUGGAAUGUUCAGCAAAUCACAGAAUCACAUCUAAUGUUAGACAUUAUGUCCUAAGAUUUGCAAGCCCGAGCUGUUUGAGUAGAGCCAGUACGCUGCCUAUUGUGAGUAGCCAAAGGGACAUGCAGUUUGAUACGAUGCGUCUGUUGUUGCAACGUACAGCCUGCUACCUGGCAUCACAGCAGUAUUGAAAUUUAUAUAUCACAUCACUCAUGUGAGUUGUAGGCAAAAUGCUUUUUGGCUUCAUGUCAGUAUCCUGUUAGUGGAAAAUACCACUCGUGUUGCUACUGCAUAGUCACAGCAUGAAAACAGCUAACCUCAUCUGUGGUUCAAAUUUUUGAGAUUCAGUCCCCUUCUAGGGUUAUUUAAGGUAUACUGGGCACUUUUCAUAUUUCAGCAACAGGCGAUGCUAGCUGUUUCACACUGCUGAUGUGGGACUUGAUCCCAUAAGGUGCUGACUUGGAGGUGAUAGUUCUAACAAGGCCACAGCUGUCAUGGUUAGCCAAUGGUAUUAAAGAACAUGGGAUGGAUGUCUGGACAGAUCAGCCAUUUUCUGGUGAAAUGGAGAAUAGGCUCCAUGGGCUAAAUGGCCUUUUCCUGGUCAGAUAUUCCACACCUCCCCUCCUGGAUUCAAUUAUCCCAAUUCCUACCAAAGUGGAAAUGCACACAUUUUCCCACUUUAUACUCCAUCUGCAAAAUUGAGACCGCCCAUCUAUCCUAUGUACAUCCCUUUGCAAAUAUUGUGUCCUCCUCACAAUUUUCUUUCCUACCUAUCUUUGUAUCAGCAACAAAUUUGGCCACAAUGAGGUCAGUCCCUUCAACCAAGUCAUUGAUAUAGAUUGUAAAUAGUUGAGGCCCAAAGCACUGAUCCCUGUGCCACCUCACUAGUUACAGUUUGCCAACCUGAAAAUGACCCCUUUAUCCCAGCUCUCCUGUUAGUUAGCCAAUCCUUUAUCCAUUCUAAUGUAUUUCACCAACACCAUAAGCUGUUAUCUUUGUGCAGUAAUCUUUCAUGUGGCAUCUUUUAGGAUGCCUUUUCGAAAUCCAAAUACACUACAUCUACUGAAAUAAAAACAGAAAA
This is a messenger RNA of Carcharodon carcharias (great white shark), 2679 nucleotides long. RefSeq names its product zinc finger protein 239-like. The transcript has 2 exons. NCBI's taxonomy places the organism in Eukaryota, Metazoa, Chordata, Chondrichthyes, Lamniformes, Lamnidae. Gene Ontology annotation, biological process: regulation of transcription by RNA polymerase II; central nervous system development. The coding region runs from base 149 to 1186 and encodes 345 amino acids. Gene Ontology annotation, molecular function: DNA-binding transcription factor activity, RNA polymerase II-specific; RNA polymerase II cis-regulatory region sequence-specific DNA binding. The record is from RefSeq and is a predicted model, not a curated record. Gene Ontology annotation, cellular component: nucleus.